CAAUAUCCCAGUGUAGGAGAACCAGCAGAGGCAGAGAACUAAUGGGAGCCAUGGGAAUACCACUACCCAACUGCGUUUGGGAACCAAUAUGUUGAACUUGUCCGACUGAGGGAGUGUGUCCUGGGCGGCGAGAGACAAAUGGUGAAAGAUUGAUAAUAAAAGAGCUCCUCGUGAAAGCACAGCGCACGGCACGGUGACUUAACUUUGGCCGGCAUCUUCCCGAGUCGGAUGGCUCUGAAUGACAGGAUGCAGUAAUGAAGGUCCACGCACCAUUCAGCACCGUAGCCAUGAAGCAGCUCAAAGGGUAGGCUCUGCUGUGAGCUCGCCUCACCCUACCCCACCACCCCGUCAGCUCCACCCGAGAGCUGAGUCCUACGUUCAAGCGUAAUCCUGCAGCUCUACCCAUCUCCGAAACCCUCCUCCACCACCUCCUCCACCACGGCUUUGGAACAUGACGUGCAUUGCGAAGACGCUGGUUGAUGUCUGAUAUAUAUACCUCUGAGGUGUCAAGCGUAAAACCAGUGGAGCAAUGAAUGGCGGAAAGGACUGUGAGGCGGGAGAUGAGAGGCAGGCCGUCCCUGUCCAGGUCCCCAUUGGCUGGCAGCGCAAGGCGGAGCAUGGCGGUGGGGUCGUAUACGUAAGUCCCAGUGGCUCGUUGCUGUCCAGCUUGGAGCAGGUGAAGACCUACCUGCUGACAGAUGGAACCUGCAAAUGCGGCCUGGAGUGCCCACUCAUCCUCCACAAGGUGUUUAACUUCGACCCAGGGGCAGCCGUCAAGCAGAGAACGGCGGAGGACGUGAAAGCAGAUGAAGACGUCACCAAGCUCUGCAUUCACAAGAGGAAGCUUCUGGCUGUGGCCACACUGCACAAGAGCAUGGGGACGCACCCACCUCUCACGCUGACCAGUCCAGGGGGAGGUACAUCAUCUGUGGUCACGGCGCAUUCCACGACUCAACGAGCAAUAAGGACUAAACCCCACGAUGGCCUGCCCAAUGCUGUCGGCCCAGACUGCAAGAAUCCUUUCAAGAUGAUGAUGGCAGCUGGACAACAGCAGCAGCAGCAGCAGCAGCAGAGGCUGUAUCCACCCCAGGAGAUGGGUGCAGCACAGCAGCCAGAGCUCUACUCUGGGUACUCCAGGCCGCAAAGGCUGGGCAGUGGGGAGCCAGGCCCCAAAUCCCCUUACCAGGUUGGUUAUGGAGGCAUGCUGAGCCCACCUCCCUCCAGUGCUAAGCUGUAUGGGGAUGGCUCACAGUCUCCCAGUACAGACACUCUAGGCAGCCCUGAGGGCUUUCCAAGGACCAAUCCUUGUGGGUUUCCUGGAGCCGGCAGUCCUGGCUCAGCUUCCAUUCAUGGGAACACUAGGACACCUCUUUCCCCACCCAGUGUAAUGCUCCAUGGCUCCCCCGUGGGCCAGCCAUCCUGCGCCAUGACAGGGAGGACUAGCACGCCCCUCUCUCCGACGGCCACUGCCAAAAGCCCUGUCAUGAACAUGAACAUGCCACGGGGGAACUUCCCCCCUGGUAUGGAUAUGCCCCGUGCAGCAUUUCACCAUAAAACACAGCCCCCUGUGCAUCCUGUACCGCCUCCUCCAUCCAUACCACCAUCCUGUGCCCUUCAGAAAAGGCAGUUGACCUCUGAAAAAGACCCCUUAGGCAUCCUGGACCCCAUCCCCAACAAGCCAGUCAGCCAGCCCCCCACCAACACCCCAAACCCCUCCAACUUCCAGCCUAACAUCCACUCUCAGGUACCAAUGAUGAAUGUAAACAUACCCCCUCCCGCCAUCGUUCCCUUGCCAAGCAACUUACCUUUACCCACAGUGAAACCUGGGCCUGUGGGGCAUGGUGGCCAUGUUCAAAGGACUCAACAGGGUGGUCCGGCUUCCUCCAUGUCCCCCUCCCCUGUCACUUCCCCUGUCCACAUGGCCGGGCCUGCCCUUGGGAGAAUGGAGGCCUCCCCUCAUCGCUCGCGCUCAUCCUCCACUUCCUCUGACCAUGGGAACUUUGCAAUGCCCUCGGGGCACCAGGCCCCAUGUGGCACCAUGAAGGUCCCUCCUCGUUCUCCCAGGUCGGCGAUGGGAUCUCCCAGGCCGGCCAUGCCCUCGAGCCCCUCCACCAACAAAACUGACGCACUCCACCAGUACAAAGACUCCCAGCUGCUGCCCGGGAUGGGAAACUCGAUUGGCACCCAGCAGCACAGCAACCCCAUGUACUCCCCCACUUCUUCCUCAUCGUCAUCCUCUUCUCUGGCAACCCCCAGCGCUUCCCAGAAGGGCCACCCAGGACUCCUGGGGAUGCCCCUCAAUCAGAUCCUCAACCAACAGAAUGCCGCUUCCUUCCCCGCCAGCAGUCUCUUGUCAGCCGCAGCCAAAGCACAGCUAGCAAAUCAAAACAAACUCAGCGCUGCUGGCAACAGCACUGCUGGCAUGGCUGGUGGUGGUGUUGGUAUGGCAGGCAUGGGGGCAGGUGGAGGAGGUAAUGGAGGAGGUGGUGGGCACCCUGGCUCCAUGAGCGGCCCUCGAGGCAUGGAAGGACACAGCACUUUAAACCCAAUGCUCCCGCCAAACUCCACCAUGCUGCUCAACACUCCCGAGGGCCAGAGUGGUCGGGCGGCUCUUAGAGACAAGCUCAUGGCCCAGCAGAGGGACCCCAUGCGCAAGCGGAGGCAGUCGUCUGGCAGUGCUGCCGUAAACCACGACAACAGUAACAACAUGGUCUACAACAUGCUCAACAAGCGAGGCAUGGGAGGACCCCACAUGCCGGGGCCCAGUGCCACUGAGCAGCUGCGCAAAGUGGGCAGACUCGGAAACCUUCCCCCAAACACCUCGAUGGCUCAGCUUCUCCAGUCCAUGAGCUGCCAGAGCUCCCACAACCUGGCUGGGAGCAACCAUCGUCCAGGUCUUAGCCCUGGUCCAGGGCCUGGUCCUCAAGGAGCUGCACAGCUACACUACAAUGACAGCACAGGUAUGGUCCCUGGUGGCCCUCAGCAGAACCUCCUAGCUCAGCAGAGGCUGCGGGUUCCAGGAGAUGCCAUGCAGCACUGCCAGAAUAUGGACACCUCUGGGGGCCAUCUGGGCUCUCGUCCAGGCCAGUUCCCUGACAUGAUGGCCCAGAUGCAGGCGUCCUCCAUGAGUAACUGUGGGCCUAUGGGGCCAGGAGGUGGACCGGUGGGUCCUGACGGCGUGCCGCUGGGACGACCCAACACUAACCCCCCACCGCUGUCGCAUCCCGGCCCUCAUCCUUCACAGCAGAACCUCCUUCACGGUAUGGGGCGGACGAACAUGGCGGUGAUGCCACACGGAGGUGGUGAUGGAAGCUGUACACAGACCAUCUCUGACACAGGCUGUGGUAUGGGCGGCCUGCAGCCGCACGUUAACAGCGGCGGAGGUCAGAUGUACCAGCAGCAGGUCCACCAGGGCAUGCAGCAGGGGGUGGCCACCCACCCAGCCUACCAGGGACAGCAGCACUUCUCUGACAACCCAGCCUACACGGACGGCAACAACGCCAACGCCGGCUCCAUGGCCUGCCUCUACCAGAACUACCAGCAGGGGAUGUUGUCUCACCCACAGUUCGGGGAGGGGCAACAACCCCAGGGCGAGGGGCUUCCAGCGGGCUCUGACAGGGGCCCAGGCGGAGGCCCGGAGUCGGUGGACGCCAUCUACAGGGCCGUGGUGGACGCCGCCAGCAAGGGCAUGCAUGUCACCAUAACCACCACAGUGAGCGGGACCACACAGGCGAGUCCGGUGCCCGCCCUCAGCGCCAUGAGUGCCUUCACCGCCUCCAUAGGGGAACCCGUCAACCUCCCGAAAGCAGUCAGCACAGUCCUGCACGGGCACCAGGAAGGGGAGGCGUUAUCCCAGCAAGCCAGACCGAGGCAGGUGAGGCUGGGACGUGGUCAGAAGAACAUGGAUCCAGGGAAGAGCACUCCAGACAGCCAUGAAGCCAACGACUACUUCCGUUCCCCUGGACGCGGCACUCCAAGGGGGCAGUGGGACGGGGAGACGCAGCACGGGGGAGGCUUUGACGCUCACAGCAACAACAGCGCCUGGGGUGGUGAGGAGUUUCUCGAGUGCUCCACACAAGUGAGGAGUAGUCCCUGCAUGGAGCGACCCGCCAGCCUGGCCCCCGCCCCACCCUGCCCCACCGAGGGGUCCAACGACCAUGGCUUGGCCAUGGCCCACGACAAGGCCUUUCUCGAUGACGGCUAUCGCUUCAACAACUGCAGCCGGACGCCUGCUAACUACAAAGAGCGUCUGGAGCAAACGGUGGAACGCUGCGCCCACAUCAACGGCGCCACCCCCCACUUUAACACUCGAGGUUACGGAGAGGUCCUGGGACCCCCACGGCAGGAGCUGACGGGGGACGACCAGUCGCCCAGCUCCUCCACCAGCCUGGAGGGACCUCUGGCCACAGCCAAAGACUACAGCCACUACAACGGCCACUUCAACGGCAUGGCGCCCAGCCCCUCGGACACAAAGAGCCUGAGCAGCGAGGAGGACCUGCGACAGCCGGACUCGCCCUCCUCAGAACUGCUUCACUACCGGUCCAGGACCUUCAACAUGGGAGAGCUGGUCUGGGGCCAGCUGAAGGGCUUCCCGCCCUGGCCUGCCAAGCUGGCCGGGGACGAACAAGUGCACAGCGCUGCUAUGCAGCUGCGGGAGCAGGCCAAGGUAGAGCCAGAGAAGUUAAAAACACUAACCCACGACUUAGAGGCACUUGACCGAGCCGCCAAAAGAGGCCUGAACAGACCGGGGAAACUGAAUAAUCACUUGGAAGCUGCUAUCCACGAGGCCAUGAGUGAGCUGGAUAAGAUGUCGGGCACAAUCCCGUCGAGGGAUCGUCAGGUGAAGCUCCCCAAGCCUAAGAGGAGGAAGAUAUCCAGAUAACAUUGAAUGUGUCGGCCCAAGAACGUCCUCAAAGCCUUCGGAGACUUCGUCCGUUCAGCCUUGGUGCGAUCUGAGCUCUCUAACAGGUGCUACACAUGGACUUUCAGUGGUACAUCAUCGUUCCAUGAUAUCAACUUGACUGAAUGACUGACCACAGAAGGUGCUGGAAAUUCCAAUCACCAAUACAGUUUUAACUGUAGAGAGAAAAAAAAAGAAAAAACAGAGAAAAACGUCAAAAACGGUUGCAAUUUGUCUACAGCUCACUGAAUUAACUAUUUUUUUCUAGUAUAAGAUAGUAAAACAAACAAAAAAAAAGCUACAAGCAUUACCUUACAUAUUUAAGAAAAAUAGACAGUCCAAAUAUUUCUGAUACAUUUUCAAUAUGUAUAUAGAUAAUCCUGAAAUUUCAUGCUAUUAAGAAUUGUAUGUAAAUAUUGUACAAUGUCAUGUACAAGCAUACCUAAUGCACAUUUUAUCUUUUAUUGUACAAAAACAAAGCAGAAGUGUACCAAUGUCUUGGUUUCUAUUCAGAAAUGCGGUUGCGUACGGCCGCAUGCAUAGGAUAAAUAAGAAUACAGCCUAAAGCUUUUAUAUGAUGAACUGUAAGACGUGCUGUUUGUUUUGGUUUCUUUUGGUUUCUUUUUGUAAGGGAACAGCAGCGGAACAGGCAUGAGUUGUGUGAGUUCUCCAUUACGAACGUCGCUUCAUGCCAGUUAAGUGUUCAUUUGUACUGGGUGAAUGAACUUUACCAGCAGAAAGUGUUCAAUGUUCCCCUGAGCAGGCGGGACACAACGCCCGGCCGGACAAACGAGUGUUGGUAGAUCUUCAUCCGCUCUGCAGCAGAUUCAUGACAUUUGGAGAUUCAGUUUUGUGAUAAAAAUGUCUGGCUGACAGGUGUUUUUUUUUUUUUUUUUUGGGGAGUUUACCAAUCAGCGUAACUGGCAGGAAAAAAGGAGGAAAAAUCCACCUUCAGGUGCGUUUACAGCCAGUCUGUGUUCCUUUUGGGUUCGUCUUGGGUGAAGAUUUGAGCAAAGGCUCAGGAGCCCCCGGAGAAUAAUUGGCGGCUACUGUGAUCAUCAAUUAAUCGUUGAUAACAGUGGAAAAAAUGCUGAAAUGUGAGGAUUUGGGUCAUUUCUAAACAUGAAAACAAGAUAAUGGCGCUAAAAGGAUUGUUGUGCCUGCAGCAUGUGGCACAUCUGUCUGUGCCAUUACGGCACCGGUGGCGUCCUUUCUGGCCACUCCAAACAUUUCAGCAAUCCUUUCUCACCUUUUUCACGCCAAAUAAAAACAAUAUAAUACACGUCAUAUGAAAUAAACACAUAUUCUGUAUUUGUUAUUCAGCUGAAUCAUCAUAGUUUUAGGCUGUUCUGUCGCUGGAAACACUGCAACUUAACCUGCCGCCUGAGCAGAUGAAGCGGGCCCUGAACGCAGCAUGAAAUCACCGCUGAGUGUCCGUGGGUGGAUUUUUCCUCCAGGUGGCCGCGUUGAUGAAUCCUGUCAUCUGGUUGUUGUGUUUAUGUUCUCGUGCUCGUUUGUACAGUGAUUUCUCCUUGACUGUAGUCGUUUUUUUUUGCCACAACGAUAGCUUUAGGUAGAGUAACCGACCUCAGAGGCAGAGUCUAGAUUAUCAUGAGGAACACUAACUCGGUUUUCAAGAGAGGUGAAAGCAUUUCUCGCAUUUAGGGGCCUUGUGUUUUGAUUUUUUUUGUUCAUUUCGUUUUGUCUGUUUUUUUAUUGAUGUAAAUUAUUUAUGUACAGUACUCCAUAUUUAUUUUAAGCUUUACAAAUAUGCUAGAUGGCAAUAAUACUACCAAGAGUUGAGAACUCAAGCCUUAUAUGUGUAUAUGUAUGUUUUUUUUUUGACAGUGAAUAGAUCAUGUUUUCAGAGUCCGUUACAAAGGUCGCGUUCCCUUUUAUUUAACAAGUGAACAUUACAGAUAACACUUUUUUUUUUUUUUUUUUACAGCGAGACGUUCUGAUCUAAUGUUUUUGUUACAUGGAUUUCUUAGUUAAAGGAAGAAAAAUGUCAUAACCUCUGCCUCCAAAUCCGUACUAUUUAUGAAUAUGCACACCUGAGAAGGCGGACAGCAUCUAUGUUGGUAAUAAAUGCAGUUUUAACACUACGAGCUAUCAAAGUUUCAAAAUCCUCACUCGAUCAGUCUUAAAAUCCACGGCGACGCACAGUAUUGGAAACUCUGGAUCAACUGAAACAGAGGUGAAACACACACACACACACACGCAGCUGCUCCUCCAGAUCAAAACCAACAACAACCUGAACUCACUGCAGAAUAACCGAGUGCAAUAUACCAACUGAUGGCAAAGAUCAACCGCUCAGAAACACUGCGCCUCCUCAUUGUUUGGCUCCUCCUCCUCCUCUACACACCUUCUGCUUUCUCCUCUGCACACGCUCAUCUCCGUCUUCUCUCACAUGUGCGAGCCUAAGAGCCAUGAAGUAGUAAUUUAUUUGUAGCUUUACCUUUCUUUUUGCAUGUGCACACCACUUUCGUUUUAACUCCAGUCAGUAAAACCCAACAGUGCACUACUUUAUCAUGAGGUUCUUUUCUUUCUCACUCAGCAGCACACGAAAACACGACUUUUCAAACAUAUCCACCAACACAGACGAGGUUUUGCUGUCAUUUGUGGUGAAGAAUCCCACUAAUGCUUCGUAAUGUACCCUAUUUCCUCAGCAAGGAGCCUCAAACUUUGAAUUACAGCCACAUUUCAGCAGAUGGUAUGUUGCUCAUGUGUACACACUUUAAAGAACCUUAAACUUGUACUGUAUUUUCCAUUGAGAUCGCUCACUUGUUACAAAACUUUUUCUUUUUUCUUUUUUUUUGCCGUGUGCACACAGAAGAAACUCAAGGGCAUUUUGAGAAAGCGCUGAAUUUGUAGCAACGUAAAAAAUAAUAUCAGUAUUUAAAGAUAAACAUUUCAAGUGAAAGUAAAGGCUGAAGAAAAUGUCUGUUUUUUUUCAGUGUGCACACUUUUAAGAACCUCAGAGUUGAGUUUUUACUGUAAUCUGUGGCAAGGAAAACCUCCAGCCGUUUUCAAAAUGUGACGUUCGGUGUCGAGAACACGUGAGCUCUUUCGGUAAAGUUCAUUCUGCCCCCUCUCCCCCCCCUGUUUUUUGUGCAAUGACAUGCAGGAACCCGGUCUCAUGUUGGGAACCCAUGUGUUAUGGAUCUGUUCUAUCAGUUUCAUGUUGUUUGUGGUCAAGAGUUCAAAGCAUUUUUGUGUUUGAGAUGGUCUGUGCAGUCUAUUUUUUCCUCCUCCCGCCUGUGAUUGUUUGUGUGUGUGUUGAGGUGUGAGUGUGAUUUUUUUUAUUUUCUCUUUUUUUCCCCAGUGAACUUGUUCUCUGCUCUUUAAAUCUCAUCUCCCUCUUCCACCCUUUGUUGUCAGUAUUUUAUUUUUUCAACUUGUAAUUAAGUAUAUAUUUUCUCACUAAUAUAUACUUUACAAAAAAUAGACUUGCGUGAAGUAUGAUGUGCACUUGAUUGCUCUUGUUUAUUUUUCUUUUUGCAUUAAUGUGGGCUAUGGAUAGUUUGUCAGAGUCCAUUAUUUUGAGAUUGUUUGGACUUUUUUUAAUGGUUUGAUGUAAGCAGCAUUUUUUUGUAAAUAUUGUGAAACAUUACAGGUCAUGCAGUGAUGUAACAUUUUGAAUAAUGUUGCACAGAUGUUUAAGAUAUUAAAAACAUGGUCAC
Messenger RNA from Chelmon rostratus (copperband butterflyfish), 8583 nucleotides. Its product is annotated as methyl-CpG-binding domain protein 5-like. Gene Ontology annotation, molecular function: chromatin binding; DNA binding. Gene Ontology annotation, cellular component: nucleus; chromocenter. The record is from RefSeq and is a predicted model, not a curated record. The transcript is spliced from 10 exons. Bases 530 to 4882 code for a protein of 1450 amino acids. NCBI's taxonomy places the organism in Eukaryota, Metazoa, Chordata, Actinopteri, Chaetodontiformes, Chaetodontidae.